Messenger RNA from Lepisosteus oculatus (spotted gar), 2118 nucleotides. NCBI's taxonomy places the organism in Eukaryota, Metazoa, Chordata, Actinopteri, Semionotiformes, Lepisosteidae. The record is from RefSeq and is a predicted model, not a curated record.
CAGGCGGUGCUUUCAGUUUUAUACGAUUGCCUGUGGGAAGAAUUGACCUAUGAACACAGCUUUGUUGUAAAGUUAUAAUCAGGAUUGAACGGUUUGGCUGUUUGUGAGAAAUGGCAUCGGGGACUGCACUAAUUUAUGAUGAAGAAAUGACAAACUACAAACUGCUCUGGGUUGACCCAGCAUGUAGCAUUGAGACCCCAGAGCGUCUCACUGCUUCGCACAGCGCGCUGCAGAGCCAGGGCCUGGCACAGAGGUGUGUCCCCGUUCCUGUCCGCCAGGCCACCGAGGAUGAGAUCCUGCUGGCUCACAGCAAGGAGUACUUGGAAGCUGUGAAAAAGACCCCUGGCAUGACUCUGGAGGAGCUGAAGACUUUUACCUUGCAGUACGGGGAUGUGUACUUUCACCCGAACAUUUACCACUGUGCCAAGCUGGCUGUGGGAGCUGUACUGCAGCUGGUGGACAGUGUGAUGACUGGGCAGGUCAGGAAUGGUAUGGCCCUAGUGAGACCUCCAGGACAUCACAGUCAGCGCAGUGUUGCCAAUGGCUUCUGUGUCUUCAAUAAUGUGGCCAUUGCAGUGCUCUAUGCCAAGAAAAACUUCAACAUCAACAGAGUGCUGAUUGUGGAUUGGGACAUACACCAUGGACAGGGUAUCCAAUACUUGUUCGAGGAGGACCCCAGUGUGUUGUACUUCUCCUGGCACCGCUAUGAGCACCAGAAGUUUUGGCCCAAUCUGUCAGAGUCAGACUAUGACACGGUGGGGACAGGAAAAGGAGCUGGAUUCAACAUCAACCUGCCCUGGAACAAGGUUGGGAUGGAGAAUGCUGAUUACCUCUCUGUCUUCUUCCAUGUCCUUCUGCCCAUUGCAUAUGAGUUCAGCCCUGAUUUGGUCAUGGUAUCAGCAGGGUUUGACUCAGCCGUUGGAGAUCCGGAGGGGCACAUGUGUGCCACCCCAGAUGUGUUUGCCCACCUCACUCACUUGCUGAUGCCCCUGGCAGGAGGGAGGCUUUGUGUUGUUCUGGAGGUUGGUGUGCUUUCUGAUAUAGAUGAAACCCUCUGGAACCAUUCCAGCCUCCUUGCUGUAGAAUCCAUCCAGAAUGUGAGGGCUGCACACCAGCAGUACUGGGGCUGUCUCAAACAUAUUGGGGUACAGUCUGUCUCAGAGCCCAGCACCAAGCGGAGCAGGGUGGGGGAGGGAGAUGAGGGGGUCCAGGAGACCCCAGAUGCAAAGGAAGCAGAAUCUUGGGUGGGCCACUAUCCAGAACCCCCCCUGCGGGUCGCUCCCCCCACGAGGACAGCUGUGGUACUCCCUGCAGACUUGGAGGACUUAGUGCCGCAGAGCUGCCAGCGGGUUACGGGGACGCCUCUCAGGCCGGAGCAGGCCGCUCUGGGUCUCAGGUCUGUUAGUGCACCACAGCCAAGCCAGGGCAAAAGGGAGCCCAUUUCCAAAGCACUUGAGGAUGAGAAGACUCUCAAAGCUGCCGUGGACUAUUGGACACCUGCCUUGCGCCCGUUGCUUGCUGGGGUAGGCCCUGGCUCUCCCACAGCCCUGCAUUGCAUGAAGCCAGUCAAAGAAUGGAUGAAUUUGCUUAGCAAAGCUCAGCCACUGGCAGAGCAUUAUGUGUCUUUCGCUGUAAUCAUUUUCCCCAUUUCUCAGAUCUCAGAAGAUCCUGCAGGGUUCCUGCUGGCUGUGCUCAGUUUGAUCGUACCCAUAGCGUACGAGUUCUGUCCUGGCCUGGUUUUGGCAGCACUGGGUGAAGGCAGUGGUAUUGGUGCAGCUGUCCUGGCACAUUUCACCAGCCUCCUGCAAGGCCUGGCUCAAGGUCAGCUACUGUGUCUCAUACAGGAGAAGGAUUCCACAUCAGUGGACAUCAAAGAGGGCUCUGAGACUAAAACCUUACAAACUACCUCUGCCUCUCUGCUUGGGGAACCUGCCCCAUAUCUGGGGUCCCUAGCACCUGCCCUUCCAGAGAACAGCCAGGCUGUAGAGAGACAAAGACGGAGGCUUCAGACACACUGGAGGAUGCUGCAGACUGCAGUGAAUCAGGAACAGAGAGGGACAUUACCAGAGGGGAACUGUCACGCCCUCUAGUCACCACAUUCUCACAUGGAAACACACC